CAAGGUAGUCGUGUCUCGGCUUCCGCGAUAGAGUUACCUAUUUUGCGCCUGGUUGACUUGAAAGUGUAUAGUACUAUUUUAUUCGAACUCUUGUAAACCUCGAAUCAUUUGAUAUUCGCGUACUUAACUUGACAUUAUUGAGGAUACAGUACAAUUUGGAGAUUAAAUUCGAUUUUAAUGUAAAAAGAGUAUGAAUUAUCAAAUUGUGGUAGCGCAUCCCGCAGAUUUUUUCGCUACCCCAUAUUCUUCAUGAUAAAUCAUUGCGUGACCGUCCACUGCUAUUUUCGUGACGAUAAUAAAAAGCGUUGAAUUUAGAUUAGAACGAUCGGAAGAUUUUAUUCUCGACAACAAUAUACAUUUUUCCACUGCGGUACUCUAUAAGAUCGACGAGAUUCCGUUUUGCAACAAAAUGACUUCGGAGGGUACGUCGGAUGAUCUAGGCUUGCCUAAUUGGGUGCCGGAAAUGCCCACUGUACAAGAAAUCAGCGAGUCGAUGCAGAAUUUUGGUACAUUGGAUUAUACCAUGUUCGCGAUAAUGUUAUUUGCCUGUGGCAUCGUCGGCAUCUACUUCGGCUUUAUAAAAAAGUCCUCGGGUGAAGACGAGUACCUGGUCGGCGGAAGGAACAUGAAGAUGUUUCCGGUCAGCCUCAGCCUGAUAGCGAGCUUCAUAUCGGGUAUCUCAUUGCUGGGUACUCCGACGGAGGUAUAUGUGCAUGGUACGAGUUUCCUUUUCAUCACUUGCGCGGUCAUCGUCGUCGGUUUCGUCAUGUCCAACGUAUUCCUGCCAGUCUUCCAUGAUCUCAAGCUCACUAGCACAUACGAAUAUCUCGAGAAGCGUUUCGACAAAAGAAUGAGAUUGCUAGGUUCACUCCUCUUCGCCAUCGGUAUCAUGACUUGGCUCCCGAUUGUCAUCUACGUACCCGCAUUAGCCUUCAAUCAAGUUACGGGAGUGAAUGUACACAUAAUCACGCCUUUUGUGUGCAUUGUUUGCAUAUUCUACACCUGUGUGGGCGGUCUCAAGGCAGUAGUGUGGACGGAUUUUAUUCAGACUUUCGUCAUGUUUGGCUCCAUGUUGUUAAUUGUAAUUAAGGGCACAGUCGACGUUGGUGGAGUAUCUUUAGUGAUUCGGAGAAAUCUAGAAUCCGGAAGAAUCGAAUUACCUACGACAGAUUGGAGCCCUUUGACAAGACAUACAAUUUGGGCGCUCACGAUAGGCGGUUUCGUACACUGGUUACAAAUCGCUGGUAUCAAUCAAAAUAUGAUUCAACGGUACUUGUCCCUUCCUACUGUACAAUCAGCUAGAAGAGCACUCUGGUGUUUUAUAUUCGGAGUUUUAACACUAAUUGGCAUGUGCGGAUACUCCGGUCUACUGAUUUACGCUUGGUAUCAUGAAUGCGAUCCACUCACGACUAAGCUGGCACGUGCCAAGGAUCAACUGCUGCCACUGUUGGUCAUGAAUGUUUUAGGAGAAUUUCCAGGAUUGCCCGGUGUUUUUGUGGCCGGCGUGUUCAGCGCUGCACUCAGCUCGUUGUCAACCGGUUUAAACUCCAUGUCGGCAGUAGUACUGGAGGAUUUCGUCAAACCCUUCAUUAAAACGCCGUUUACACGCAAAACCGCCGAUCGCUUCAUGAAGCUUACAGUCGUUGUUUUCGGCACGAUCUGUGUCGCUCUCGUUUUUGUUGUCGAGCAAGCGGGUCUUCAUGUGCUCCAGUUAUCCAUGAGCCUGGGCGCUAUCACUAACGGACCGUCUCUCGGCAUUUUUAUCAUGGGAAUAUUGUUACCGUGGGUUAAUGGCAAGGGUGCCCUGAUCGGAGGACUCGCAGGUCUGAGCUUUAUGGGUUGGCUCGGCCUUUCCGCUGAAGCGGCCAUCGCCAGUGGACAAAUUAAAUUCGAUGUAAAACCCGUCACUACGGAGGGGUGCACCUACUCGUUUCCACAAGUGGAAAAUUUACUACUCUCUGUACCGCCGGAUUCGAUUCUGGAUGACGCGAAUGGAGAGGAACCAUGGGCAUUAUACCGUCUCAGUUAUCUUUGGUAUACCAUGACCGGUGCCUUGACGACUAUAACAGUCGGGCUUAUCGUAACUCUCAUUACUUCCCAAAAUGUUGAAAAGUUAGAUCCAAUGCUCCUGGCGCCGUUUAUGAGAAAAUACUUGAAGACUUCGAGCAAAGAUGUUCUGUCUGAAGAACUUCAGAUCAAGAUUACAAAAUCUGAAAAGGAUGAGAAGAUGGCAUCUCGCGCUAUCAACGAAGAUGAUAAAUUUUUAGAAGCGACUUUGACAUGAUGUGUAAUAUAAUUAAGUUACAUUAAUUGUAUUAUUGAAUUUCCGAAUUCCUGAAUGUAUUAAAAAGAUAGUGUGUAAUUCGACACUAAUGUGGCAUAUCGUUUUGUGUACUAAAGUGUAGAAUUAUACUAACAGAAGCUUUGUAUAUGAAGUUUAUACAUGUGAUACUAUAUAUUCUUGAUAGUGUUGUAACAUGUAUAUUGUAAAAAUUGUUAUAGGUCGUUGUGCAUAUUGUUUUUACUUAAACGCUGUAAUAAAUAAGGAUACAACGAGA
Camponotus floridanus (Florida carpenter ant) is the source of this 2558-nucleotide messenger RNA. Its product is annotated as sodium-coupled monocarboxylate transporter 1-like. Gene Ontology annotation, molecular function: symporter activity. The record is from RefSeq and is a predicted model, not a curated record. The coding region runs from base 410 to 2284 and encodes 624 amino acids. The transcript has 15 exons. Gene Ontology annotation, cellular component: membrane. Gene Ontology annotation, biological process: transmembrane transport; sodium ion transport. NCBI's taxonomy places the organism in Eukaryota, Metazoa, Arthropoda, Insecta, Hymenoptera, Formicidae.